GCGCUUUUGUAUUUUGUGCAUUUGUGAUAAAAAAAUAACACAAUUAGUAUGGAAAACAAGAUAGUUGUUGAUAAUAUAUUUCACUCCGAAAAAUAUAAUAGUUUAACAGCAUUAGUGAGUGAACUGGACACUCUGUUGUACAAAAAUUUACACACAUCAGAUACAAUUGCAGCGGAUCUCCUAGAUGCCGACUUUAUAGAAGAAAUAAGGACUGCAACCAGACAAAAUGAUGUAGUUCUACACUUUGGGACCACACUGAGGGAGCUAAAAUGUGUUAUAACUGAUGAAUCAGCUUUUAGAGACCAUACAGUUUUCAUACGUUAUGAAGGCCCUAAGAAAUUGUGUGUCAUUGAUGCAUCUAUACCUCAUGCAGCAUUGCAAGACAAAGAAUAUAAAAGUAUUAAAGACAUAGUGAAAGCUUUUGAGGAACACGUAAAUGCGCUAUCUGGUUAUUUUUAUGAAUUGGAACGCAUUGACAGAUACUGCACUGUUAUGGAACCUGCUAAGCCAUCAUUUAGAGAUGACUUUAGAAGAAUAUUACUAGAUGACAGGACUUGGCUGCAUGUUGAAGUGACCUCCAAGGGCUGCGCUGCAAACAUUCACCUGCUGGGUCACUCGGAGCAUUGGCAUGACAAGUUACAAGCCGGUCUGCUUAACUGGGACCAUGACAAGGAUAUUGUAGAAAAUAUUACAACUAUGUUUGAUAUAGCAAGUUUUCCUGUUAUGGAUAAACCUCCAACCACAAAUAAAGGUUCAGAGAAUUCACCUGAAGAAGUUGUUUGCAACAUUUGUCUCUGCUCAGAAUUACCUGAGAUACCUGGUGUUCCUCAGCCUUUAUGUCAGAAUCCACAGUGUGUAGUUUAUUUCCACAGGAGUUGCUUAUUCCAGUGGCUGGUUGCCUGUUCUGGUGGACGUCCGCCGGUAUUUGGAGUAGCUACAGGCAGUUGUCCCACAUGCUUAAAUCCAACGACUUGUAAUGAAAAUGAUAAUUAAACAAAAAAUUAU
This is a messenger RNA of Cydia amplana, 1005 nucleotides long. RefSeq names its product E3 ubiquitin-protein ligase Fancl (gene Fancl). Gene Ontology annotation, molecular function: ubiquitin protein ligase activity. The transcript is spliced from 4 exons. NCBI's taxonomy places the organism in Eukaryota, Metazoa, Arthropoda, Insecta, Lepidoptera, Tortricidae. Gene Ontology annotation, biological process: protein monoubiquitination; interstrand cross-link repair. The record is from RefSeq and is a predicted model, not a curated record. Gene Ontology annotation, cellular component: Fanconi anaemia nuclear complex; nucleus. The coding region runs from base 49 to 993 and encodes 314 amino acids.